This is a messenger RNA of Botrytis byssoidea, 648 nucleotides long. RefSeq lists its product as uncharacterized. Gene Ontology annotation, biological process: regulation of proteolysis; regulation of Ras protein signal transduction. The transcript is spliced from 2 exons. Lineage: Eukaryota; Fungi; Ascomycota; Leotiomycetes; Helotiales; Sclerotiniaceae. The record is from RefSeq and is a predicted model, not a curated record. Bases 1 to 648 code for a protein of 215 amino acids. Gene Ontology annotation, molecular function: phospholipid binding; peptidase inhibitor activity.
AUGCGGUUCUCAACUCUAAGUAUAGCGACAAUAUCUGUAGCUCUCACAUACGCUCAAACACCAGCUGAGAGCUGGCCUAUCACAUCUCGUAAUGUGGGGUGUGCUUUUGGAAAUAUAACGGUUGUGCCUGGAAAAUGGAUAAGUCCUUCUGACGUAACCACCCAAUCCACCAUCUACCGCACCACUACCCUCCCCAACAUCGACACCACCACCAACCCCCAAAAACCCUACAUGCUCCUCAUGCUCGACCUCUCAAUCCCCUCCUCCGACGUGACCACGCCUUCACAAUACUCUACCCUCGUCCCCGGCCUCGCCCCCAACACCACCACGCGCCUACACUGGUGGCAAGGAAACUACAGCAUCGAAUCUUCCUCUCCCUCUGCAUCUCCCUCUCCCCACCACACACUCCUCCUCAACACCUCCGACAGCGUCGCCGCCUACACGGCACCCCGCCCGCGCGACGCCACAAAUCAUACCUACGCAUUCUACCUGUUCACACAGCCGGAGAAUUAUUUUCCAGGCGAGGAAGCGGCAAAUGGGACGUAUUAUGAUGAGACGACGAGCGCGAGAUUUAAUUUUUCGUUAACGGGGCUGGUGGAGAAAGUGGGGGAGCCGGUGGCCGCGAAUUGGUUUGUGAGUAGUGCGUGA